Phoenix dactylifera (date palm) is the source of this 2980-nucleotide messenger RNA. NCBI's taxonomy places the organism in Eukaryota, Viridiplantae, Streptophyta, Magnoliopsida, Arecales, Arecaceae. The record is from RefSeq and is a predicted model, not a curated record.
UGCCUGUUGGAAUACAUCAGACUCUAAUUAGCCAUACUGAAGAUCUAAGUUCAAUUAAUCAGAACUACUAUAGCUUCAUAUAGCUUCAAAUGAAGAGUAGACAUUUUCAAGUUUUGUUUCAUUUCUUGCUUGCCUGUUGGAAUACAUCAGCCUCUAAUUAGCCAUACUGAAGAUCUAAGUUCAAUUAAUCAGAACUACUAUAGCUUCAUAUAGCUUCAAAUAAAGAGUAGACAUUUUCAAGUUUUGUUUCAUUUCUUGCUUGCCUGUUGGAAUACAUCAGACUCUAAUUAGCCAUACUGAAGAUCUAAGACCAAUUAAUCAGAACUACUAUAGCUUCAUAUAGCUUCAAAUUAAGAGUAGACAUUUUCAAGAAUGUCUUGAGAUAUUGUGCAUGUGUGCAUGCAUGCACAAGUGCCUAAAAUGUGAAGAAUGCAUUGAAUUGAUAUUAACCUCACAAAUAUAAAAAGUGAAAAUGUUCUUAAUUCUAGAGAUAUCAUUCUAUGUUAGUUCUGAAAGAAUAUCUAAAUCUUCUUUGCUCUUAUUAAUAUGCAUGGGUUUUCCGUAAUUUUGCUUCGGAAAACUAUAUUCCAUGGUCCAUGUUGUUCACCUUUGACAGUAUACUUAAUGGAAGGCAUUUUCAUCUUUUUAAUUGAUACAAGACAGAAGCAGAUGCCUUUUCACCAUAAACUAAUCUAAAAGAUAGAAUCGGAAGAGUAAUUUGUUACAUAAUUUGAUAAAGCUAUUUCAUUCAUGAGCUCAAUCCUUUCUUCACCAGACAUAAUCAGAUUCUAUUUUUUAUUUACUUUUAGAAUGAUUCUUCAGCCAAUAAUCCAUAAUUCGCUAUUUCUUUGUAUCUCAAGUUGCAUGAAUCCAUACUUCUUAGGUUCCUCUUUAUUCCCUUCUUGAGACCCAUCUACCUAGAUCUAACCUUCACUCUUGAGGCAACGUCUUUAUCACUCAGUGGACGUGAUCAAACAUCCUUGACUCCAUAUUCCUCUCAAGAUACUCUUUAAGGGGGAAAAAAUCUCAAGUCCUCAAAUAACAUCUUUCUAUUGAGAGGCAUAGACCCAUGUUGAAGCAGCUAGAACUUUUUACAUCUUCCCAUGGAGCAAUUCUUCUUGUUGCAUUUUGCAGUGGAGAAAUCGCAAAGCAAUUUGGUUUAUCUGUUGCCAAGGAAAUGACACAAGUGAGCGGCCGUGUCCUUGCUCGCCCUGAUCUUAAACUCCGGGAUGCCAGUGGCCAGAUCUCCAAAUUCAGCAUCCAGAAUAAUGACUGCCAAUGGAACCUUCUCAAGAACAAACUGCUAGAAGGCCAGAACCUACAAAAUUGGGGAAUUCUUGACUUCAGCGCACAACCAUCACACUACAAGCAGCAAAGGCUCAACACCGGUGACUUCAUCCAUUACAUCGUCAAACGAUGCCGCAACCUUGGCAUGCAGAUGAACGACCAGCCUCUCUUCGUGCUCGACUCCAGAAUGGCUGUUCUUUGGGACUAUGAUAAGCUUCUUGGAGAGCUUAACAAAGCAAUUCAUGCUGCUGGGGCACAGCAGUUGCAGCUUCUAUUCUGCCCAAUGUCAGACCGCCACCAGGGAUACAAGUUACUCAAGCUGAUCUCUGAGACACAGUUGGGGCUCAUGACCCAGUGCCUCCUGAGCCACAACGCCAAUAAAAUGCAGGACCAGUACUUCGCCAACCUCGCUUUAAAGAUGAAUGGCAAGCUCGGUGGCACCAAUGUGGAACUCUCCGAUACCCUCCCACUAGUGAAAGACUCUCCCUUCAUGUUUAUUGGUGCUGAUGUGAACCACCCCUCAAGCGGGAACACCACGAGCCCAUCGAUCGCAGCAGUUGUUGCCAACCUUGAUUGCCCUGGGAUAAGCCGCUAUGCUACAAGGAUCCGAGCUCAGCCCCACCGCACCGAGAGGAUCAUGGAGCUCAUGGAGCUCGGCGAGAUGUGUCGAGAGCUUGUUGAAGAUUAUGCUCGAGUCAAUGGCAUCAAGCCUCAGAAGAUUGUAUACUUUCGGGAUGGUGUGAGCGAUGGACAGUUUGAUAUGGUUCUCAAUGAGGAGCUGAGAGAUCUCGUGGCGGCGAUUAAAUCGGAUGGCUACUCACCCACGAUCACGGUGGUUGUCGCAAAGAAGAGGCACCGCACUCGCUUGUUUCCGAAGAGCGAACGUGAGCCAUGCACUAGAAAUGGCAAUGUUCCUCCGGGCACUGUGGUUGACACAGCAAUCAUCGACCCAAUGGCAUUCGACUUCUAUCUCAUAAGCCAUAAUGGGAUCCUGGGGACGAGCAAGCCGACACACUACUACGGGCUGCAGGAUGACCAUGGCUUCAUGUCGGACGAGCUGCAGAAGCUUAUAUAUAACCUAUGCUUCACCUUUGCCCGGUGCACCAAGCCGGUCUCAUUGGCACCACCGGUCUACUAUGCCGAUCUUGCUGCCUAUCGCGGGCGUCUGUACUAUGAGAGCAUGCUGGAAGCAUCAUCAUCUGCUUCAUCCUUUCCUGCUCCCACUUCUUCAGGCCAAGGGGGUUUUCCCAAGCUGCAUAAGAAAGUUGAGAAGAGGAUGUUCUACCUUUGACAUCUCUAACAGCUUGGGUUGAAGAGCUUGAGUUCAUGUUCAUACUUAUGCUGAAAGGUUGCUAGUUUGCAAUCUAAACAGAGCACAAGUAUGGUUAGUGGGAACAUCUUAGGAAUAGGUGGAAUGGGUAAAUCUCAAUCUCUCUCUCUCUCUCUCUCUCUCUCUCUCACACACACACACACACACACACACACACGGUUUGGAGAGAGGCAAGUAGUUAUGUCAGGUUGAUUAGAACUAGUCAUGUGGACAAGGAUGAAGUUCUAUCAAAGCUAUGUCUAGUAGAAUGUCAGUGUAUUAUGGUGAUGUAUCUAGUAGAAUGUCAGUGUAUUAUGGUGAUGUAUUUCUCAGACUUUUGGAUUGGAUUGUAGUAAAACAAUUCUCUGGUUUUCUUUUGCUUUA